UUCCGGACGGACAUAUUUCAGGGUAACACUACACGACCGUCAUUAGAGUUCACUCGGUGAAGCCGGCGGUGAACAUGUUGUCCCACCGGAUGCUCCUGGGAGCGAUGCGGUGGCAUCUCCGCAGCCGUGCAGCCAGGACGCUGCGGCGCCAGAGCCGAGGCUGCGUGUACACCAGCGCCCACGGCUUCCAGCGGCAGGAGGUCCAGAGGAAGCUGCAGGCCUUCCCCGGAGGCUCCGUGGACCUGGUCCAGCAGCCGUCUGGCAUCGCCGUGCUGACCAUCAACUACCCGGCCCACAGGAACGCCUUCUCUGGCAGCAUGAUGGUGGAGCUGGAGGAGAGGGUGAGCCAGCUGGAGCGCUGGGCGGACGGGAAAGGCCUCAUCGUUCAGGGCGCCGCUGGAACGUUCUGCUCGGGAUCGGACCUCAACGCCGUCAGAGCGCUAUCCAACACGCAGGACGGGCUCCAGAUGUGCAUGUUCAUGCAGAACAGCCUGACCCGGCUCCUCAGGCUGCCGCUGAUCUCCGUGGCUCUGGUGGAGGGCAGGGCGCUGGGGGGAGGAGCCGAGCUCACCACCGCCUGUGACUUCAGGUUAAUGGCACCUGGCAGCGUGAUCCAGUUCGUCCACAAACACAUGGGCCUGGUGCCGGGCUGGGGCGGCGCCGCUCGGCUCUGCCGCAUCGUCGGCAGCCAGAACGCCCUGAAGCUGCUUGGCGGCGCUCUGAAGGUCGAUCCCGAACUCGGCCUGGAGAUCGGCCUGGCGGACGGCGUGCUGGAGGCAGGGGACGCUGCCGGGGUCCUCCAGCGGGCCGAACGCUGGCUCGGCCGCUACACGGAGGGAGCCGCCCCGGUGAUCCGGGCUGUGAAGCAGGUGGUGUUGUCGGGCAGAGAGCUGCCUCCGUCAGAGGCUCUGAGGACCGAGAGGGAUCUCCUGGGGACGCUGUGGGGCGGCCCGGCCAACCGGCAGGCUCUGGCCAGCAGGGCCAAACACCGAUGAGCUGCUGAGGCUCCUGAGGCUCCUGGAGUCAGCAGAGCAACGUAUGAGAGAACAGACGCCAACAAUGAACUAUGUGGGGCGGCGCUGAGACCACACCCACAUAGACUAUAGACCACACCCACACACACUAUAGACCACACCCACAGACUAUAGACCACACCCACAGACUAUAGACCACACACACAGACUAUAGACCACACCCACACAGACUAUAGACCACACCCACACACACUAUAGACCACACCCACAGACUAUAGACCACACCCACAGACUAUAGACCACCCACACAGACUAUAGACCACACCCACAGACUAUAGACCACCCACACAGACUAUAGACCACACCCACACACACACUAUAGACCACAUCCAGACUAUAGACUACACCCACAGACUAUAGACCACACCCACACAGACUAUAGACCACACCCACAGACUAUAGACCACACACACACAGACUAUAGACCACACCCACUAUAGACCACACGUACUAUAGACCACACCCACAUAUACUAUAGACCACACCCACAGACUAUAGACCACACUCAUAUACUAUAGACAUCGAGAUUCAAACAGCACUUCAGUGGCUCUUGCAUGUCUUACUCAUAUUACUUGUGGAUCUAUGGUAUUGUUCCCUGGAGGACGUUCCUAGAGGACGUUCCCUGGCCAGACCCCCUGCUGUGGUCAGAGGCCCUCGUGAUGGCGGUCUGGUGGUCCGGGCUCUGGGGGCCUCGAUCAGUCUCGUGUUGGAUGCUUUGUGAUAUUAAAUACUUCAUUUCUUUUUUCCCUCCCCUUUAUAAAUAUGUUGAGGUGGUGCUCUUAUGGAACACUCAAUGUUUGUUUAAAUAAAGAUUAAAACCUGAGCGCACGCUCAGAAAAGAACAACCA
Messenger RNA from Pseudoliparis swirei, 1882 nucleotides. It is a transcript of the gene echdc1, whose product is annotated as enoyl CoA hydratase domain containing 1. Gene Ontology annotation, biological process: fatty acid beta-oxidation. Gene Ontology annotation, cellular component: cytosol. The transcript has 7 exons. Bases 75 to 995 code for a protein of 306 amino acids. The record is from RefSeq and is a predicted model, not a curated record. Lineage: Eukaryota; Metazoa; Chordata; Actinopteri; Perciformes; Liparidae. Gene Ontology annotation, molecular function: enoyl-CoA hydratase activity.